Molecule: messenger RNA, 3116 nt
Organism: Sitophilus oryzae (rice weevil)
Lineage: Eukaryota; Metazoa; Arthropoda; Insecta; Coleoptera; Curculionidae
Gene: FIG4
Product: polyphosphoinositide phosphatase
Exons: 11
Coding region: 314-2980 (888 amino acids)
Biological process (GO): phosphatidylinositol dephosphorylation
Cellular component (GO): intracellular membrane-bounded organelle
Molecular function (GO): phosphatidylinositol-3,5-bisphosphate 5-phosphatase activity
Source: RefSeq, a predicted model, not a curated record
AGGUUAUGUUUUACAAAAUGAUGGAAAAAUGUAAAAAAUACUAGAAGGAGAAAUGAGAAAUAUCAGGAAAUAUCCAAUUUUUUAUAUACAUAAUAUAAUCAAUUUACCUUUUGUUUAGACUGGAAAAAUAGUGUUAUAUUUUAAUAAAAUUAAUAUAAUAAUCUUUAAAAUAUGAAAGCUGAUAGGAAGGCCGGGUUAAUGAUUAAUUAAUUUAUAAUGGCUAAAAAAUUACUUGUGAGUGCUAUGACCAGCUAUAACUGAGUAAAUAUAGCGCCAAACCUAUAUUGUAUUAUUUUCUUUCUAUUAAGUUAAAAUGGAGAAAAAUGGAACAAUAUUUUAUCCCAUCAUUAGUUCGAUUCAGAAAAUGGCAUUGUAUGAAACAAAAUCUAAGUUUUACUUAGUGGGAUCAAAUAACACCCAAACUCGAUUUCGUGUUCUUAAAAUUGAUAGAACUGAAGCGAAAGAGUUAGACAUAUAUGAUGAUAAGAUUGAAUACUCAGCAGAAGAAAUUCACGACCUUGUUAAUAUGAUUGAGUCUGGAAAUAGAAAAGUUGGAGCAGGAGGAUUUUCUAAAGUUAUAUCUGCUUUUGGUAUUGUUGGUUUUAUUAAAUUUUUGGAAGGUUACUACAUAAUACUAAUUACUAAAAGAAGAAAAGUUGCUGCCAUAGGCCAUCAUACAAUUUAUAAGAUAGAAGACACCACUAUGAUAUCUAUUCCACAUGAAUCGGCGAGAGUAUUUCAUCCAGAUGAAUCCAGAUAUGUAAAAAUGUUUCAAAGCAUUGAUUUAGCAAGUAACUUUUAUUUUAGCUACAGUUAUGAUGUAACACAUAGCUUACAGCAUAAUUUUACAGAACCAAAACAUUUUUCUACAAGAGAUGCAAGUUUUGAAUCUGAUAAUGAUGUAUCGGGCACUGAUAAUACUGAUUUAUUAGGGAAAUCUAUUGUUUCUCAAGGAGCACCAAAUGAAUUCAGAGAAACUCAAUAUUUUGGAACAAGAACACAUCCACAUAAGAAAUUUGUUUGGAAUUUACAUUUAUUAACUGAAGCAUUAAAAUCUGAUGUUCACCCUAACUGGAUAUUAUUUAUUACUCAUGGAUUUAUAGGACAAAGUAACAUUAGUGUUUAUGGUCGAGCACUAUAUCUUACACUAAUAGCAAGGAGAUCAAGCAAAUAUGCUGGUACAAGAUUUCUUAAAAGAGGAGCAAAUUUUCAAGGCGAUGUAGCAAAUGAAGUAGAAACAGAACAAAUAGUUCAUGAUUCAUGUGUAUCAUUGUUUACCAGAAGUCAUUUCACAUCUUUUGUACAAAUGAGGGGUUCAAUUCCAGGACACUGGAAACAAGAAAUGGGAAAAAUUGUAGCAAAACCUGCUAUAACCAUAGACUUUUAUGACCCAUUUGCAGCAACUGCUGGAGCACAUUUUAAUGAAUUGCUAAAAAGAUAUGGAGCGCCUAUAAUAAUUUUGAAUUUAGUGAAGAAAAGAGAAAGAAAACCCCAAGAAAGUAUGUUAAGCGAGGAACUAAGUUCAGCAGUGAAAUACUUGAAUCAAUUUUUACCAGUUGAAUAUCAGAUUAUUUAUAAAACAUUUGAUAUGGCCAGAAAAAAUAAGAGCAGUUCUAAUGUAAUGAAAGAAUUGGCAGGAAUUGCAAAAAGUGCUGUUACUAAAGUUGGAAUAUUUCAUAAUCAAUCUAAAUACUUUUCACAGAAAAGUAGUACUGUGAUAGGUCAAAAAACAACAUCAUUUAGCAGCAGACAAACAGGAAUCAUAAGAACAAAUUGUGUAGAUUGUUUAGACAGAACAAAUACAGCACAAUUUGCAAUUGGAAAAUGUGUAUUGGGUUAUCAGUUAUGCGCCUUGGGUGUUCUAGAUACACCUACCUUAGAAUUUGAUACAGAUUGCGUUCGUAUGUUAGAAUCGCUGUAUGAGGAUCAUGGAGAUACAUUAGCGUUACAGUAUGGUGGUUCGCAGUUGGUACACAGAAUAAAAACUUAUCGAAAAACGGCCCCUUGGACGUCCACAGGCAAUGAUAUCAUGCAAACAUUAAGUCGCUAUUACAGCAAUACUUUUUCUGACGCCGAAAAACAGAACGCCAUCAAUUUAUUUUUGGGACUUUUUAAACCUAAAGAGAAAGAACUUCAAAUUUGGGAUUAUAUCAAUGACUAUUAUUUUCACCAUAAACCAAUUAUAUUUAGUCCAAAAUCAUUAACACAAUGGUGGAAUGAAGGAGUCUUUAAAUGCUUACCGUAUGCUUUCAAUGAUGUAACCAAGUCUUGUUUUGAAUUAAUACAAGUACAUUCCAAGGAAAUAGAAAUGAUAGAUUCUUAUGUAGACUAUUACAGGCCACAUGAAUUUAGUGCAUUGUAUGACGUUUUUGCAUUUACAGUUAGUAACUCUAUAAGAGACUUUAUGCCCAAUGCUACAGUAAAUUACAGUCCUUUUGCUGUUCGAACCAGACCUGAUAAAAGGCGCGAGGAAGUGAUGCAGAAGGGAAAUACUAUUAAAAGUCCUUCAGUUACAGGUCAGAGUUCUACAAGUUCUGCUGCAUCAAGUACAAGCUCAAGUGAUACAGAGGAUUUGUCAGAUGAUGAGGACAGUUUAAAUUCCGAAAGAAAUACUGAGUCAUACUCAAAAGCCAGUACUCCAGAACCGAUUACAUUUAAAUCAUUGUUUCCAUCAACAAAAGAAGUAUAUGGUUUUGAAAUUAAAAAACCUAGUGCGAAAGAUAUUCUUAUAUAUAAAAAGUAUGUUUUAACAGGUAAAAGAGCAAAUGGCACUGCAUUAAAUGUAUUCUCUUCUAACAAAUUCAAUAUUAAACCAAUAAGUACUUUUUCUGAAGAUACUUCAACUGAAGUAAAACCUCCCACAGUAAGUGAAAAAUCUAUUGAAAUUUAUCAGAAAUAUGUAAAUCUUGGCAAAUAUGGUCCUCAAAUGCCAAAACAAUCUGAUAUAGAAAUAUACAAACAAUAUGCUAGUCUUAAAUAAUAAUAUUCUAGGCUUUUAGAUCCAAUUACAUACUUUGAUAUUUUAUAUUUGUAUUAAUAUACCGCACAUAUUUUUUCCUUCAUGUUGUAAAAUGUAUUCUUUACUUAUUUAAUAAAAUUUUAUUAGAUACGUUAAU